AUGUCAGAUGCUUAUUAUAAGCGUGACGAAGCUAUUGAUUAUUGUCUCAAGUUGAUGGAUGAAGAUCUCGACAGACAAAACAAGAAAUUACAAGAAGAUCCCGACGACUUUGAAGUCAAGAACCAUAUCUUCACUCAAGAAUCCAUGGUAGGUUGUUGA
Molecule: messenger RNA, 159 nt
Organism: Gilbertella persicaria
Lineage: Eukaryota; Fungi; Mucoromycota; Mucoromycetes; Mucorales; Choanephoraceae
Exons: 2
Coding region: 1-159 (52 amino acids)
Source: RefSeq, a predicted model, not a curated record